Molecule: messenger RNA, 656 nt
Organism: Protobothrops mucrosquamatus (brown spotted pit viper)
Lineage: Eukaryota; Metazoa; Chordata; Lepidosauria; Squamata; Viperidae
Product: gastrula zinc finger protein XlCGF49.1-like
Exons: 2
Biological process (GO): regulation of transcription by RNA polymerase II
Molecular function (GO): RNA polymerase II cis-regulatory region sequence-specific DNA binding; DNA-binding transcription factor activity
Source: RefSeq, a predicted model, not a curated record
AUGCUUAAACAUCAACAAAUCCACACUGGACAAAAAACUUAUCAAUGUCUGGAGUGUGGGAAAUCUUUUAUUCGAAAAGCAAGUCUCAAAAUCCACGGGAAAAUUCACAUGGAAAUAAAACCUUAUAAAUGCUUAGAGUGUGGAAAAUGUUUUACUCGGAAAUGUGAGAAACGAUUUGGGAGUCAUUCCACACUUUGGAGUCACCAAAAGACGCACAAGGGAGAAAAACCCUAUAAAUGUAACAAUUGUGAGAAAUGUUUUUCUCUAAAGGAAAGUCUUUUUCAACAUCAGAUAAUCCACACAGGGGAGAAACCCUACCAGUGCAUCGAGUGUGGAAAAUUUUUUCGUUCGAUAUCAAACCUCAGACAUCAUGAGAAAAUUCACAGAGGGGAAAGAAAUUUCAAAUGUUUAGACUGUGGGAGAGCAUUUAUUUAUUCAGCUCAUCUUAGAAGUCACUGGCAAGUCCAUAUAGGAGAGAAGCCCCAUAAAUGCUCGACGUGCGAUAAAUGUUUUUCUAGGAGAUACACCCUUUUGAUACAUCAGAGAACCCACAGUGGAGAGAAACCAUAUAAAUGUCCGGAGUGUGGGAAGUCGUUUUCUUGCCAAGAAUAUCUUAAAAAACACCAGACGAUUCACACAGAAAAAAAACGUAUCAG